AUGAAUUAUACAUUUAUUUUCAUAGCAUUGUAAUUGUGUAAUAAUGAAUAAUUAAACGAAGGGAUGGGCAAAGUAAGGGACCUUUAAUUGGGGAUUCAGAUGGUAUUAUCCAGCUGUGGGCAGCAGAUGUGUAGUUGAAGGAAUAAGCGCCUUUAUCAUGGGAUAGGCUACGCUAGCUAUUAUAGGCUACAUGAUGUUGAAGCCCUUUGUUGCAUUUAAUUGGUUGCUAAAUUAGGCAAUGACGAUUUAUGAUACUGUCACAAUGUUUGUGGCUUCAAUGUUCAAAACGGGAAUUUGUUGAUCUCAAUAAGUUGUGGCUUAAUAAUUCAUUUAAUGACCGAAGUAGGCUACGAGAGAGAACGUUGUUUUAGCCUCAUUACUCAUGUGGUAGUUCGCUUGAACGGAAGACCUGUAUGACCACCGCGGCUCGAACUACCGGCGGGAGUCUCUCAUCGUUUCAGGCGGGGGAAGAGCGUUCCUCGUGCGUCUGCAUCAUUUGGUAGAUGAGACGGAACCUUAGCUCUCGAAUAGUCAAUGGGGGGAAAGGAAAAACUCAGUGAAAUGUAGAAAAACGUUGAGCGAAGCGGACAGCAAACAAAGACUGCAAUCAAUGUUCCAGCCAUUAAUAAGAAUACUGGUAUCAUGAAAACCCCAGCAAACUCAAACAUACAAUAAAGACACAUUAGAUAGUAUAUCAUAUUGAAGUGGAGGGAAUCACCAUACUAAUACUUCUGGAUCCCAGUCUACAAAAUAAGUUCUGACUUCUAUCAUGGAGAUGUCCCAUAUGAACAAUAGUAGUCAUCACGCCUGGUGGAAAGAGAUGCCAUGGGGCGACACAGACGAGUGCCCCACCUCCAUGAGUGGCACAACCUUCCUGAUAGUUGCCUACAGCGCACUGAUUGGGGUGGGCCUUAUCGGCAACAUCUGCCUGGUGUUUGUCAUCACACGGCAGAAGGAGAUGAGGAAUGUCACCAACAUAUUCAUCGCCAACCUGUCAAUUUCUGACAUCCUCAUGUGCAUCGUGUGCCUGCCGGUCACCAUCAUCUACACCCUAAUGGAUCGCUGGAUCUUGGGGGAGGCACUCUGUAAGGUCACACCCUUUGUCCAGUGCAUCUCUGUCACAGUCUCUGUCUUCUCCCUGGUCCUCAUAGCCAUGGAGCGCCACCAACUCAUCAUCCACCCCACUGGAUGGAAGCCUGUUGUGGGCCACUCCUACCUGGCUGUAGCCAUCACCUGGAUGGUGGCCUGCUUCAUCUCUCUGCCUUUCCUCUCCUUCAACGUUCUCACCAACAGUCCUUUCCAGAACAUUAGCCUCCCCUUCAAUCCCUUCACGGACCACUUCAUCUGUAUGGAGCGGUGGCCCUCAGAGCACAAACGACUGGCCUACACCACCUCCCUGCUGCUCUUCCAGUACUGCCUUCCCCUCAUCCUCAUCCUGGUCUGCUACUUGCGCAUCUUCCUGCGUCUCAGACGGAGAAAAUACAUGGUGGAGCGAACCAGGGACAACCGCCAGAAGAAGGCCAAGGGGUCAAAGAGGAUCAAUGCCAUGUUGGCCUCCAUCGUGGCAGUGUUUGCCCUCUGCUGGCUCCCGCUCAACAUCUUCAACACCGUGUUUGACUGGAAUCACCAGGCCAUCCCAUCCUGCCAGCAUGACAUCAUCUUCUCUGCCUGCCACCUCACAGCCAUGGCCUCUACUUGUGUCAACCCCAUCAUCUAUGGCUUUCUCAACAGUAACUUCCAGAAAGAACUCAAAUCUACCCUAUACCGCUGCCGCUGCUGGGGGGCACCAGAGAGUUAUGAGAGCUUCCCUCUCUCUAUUGUCAGCACAGAGGUCACUAAGGGGUCAAUCUUGAGCAAAGGAUCGAUCAGCAUGAAUGUAUAGUCCCAACCCAUUCAGACAGGGAGAGCGAAAGUAUAGAACUUGUCAUUGUCUUGACCAUGCAUUGAAGGUUGUCUUGCUGAGAUUUUUGCUGGAGCAAGGGUUGACAGAGGUUGUUCAAAUGAUUCACAUGUCAAUGUUUUGUUUCUUAGCAAUCAAUGGUUGACCUCUUCAGUGGGAAUGGAGAGAAAUGUGAAAGUAAGAGAACACUGUGCCCCAACAGUCAUUUUACAGUGUUUUCAAUUAGGUAUGUGCUUUUACACCAUAGAGGAAGUCAAUGAUUUUAUGACGGUGCAAAGGUCUUCUUCACUGCAAGCACUGUGGAGUAAAAGGUGUGCUUAACACCAACAUAAUAUUGCAAUGUAUUAUUUGGGUCUCUAUAGAGCAGUAAUAUUCAAAGUUGGGGUGGGGUCGCGGGAUUUAAAAAAAAAAAUGCAACAAAAAUGUACGAUUAAUUUAUAGGACAAAAUGUAUGCACGCAUGAAUGUAAGUCGCUUUGGAUAAAAGCACCUGCUAAAUGGAAUAUAUAUAUUUUUUGAGAAAGAUCAUUUGAAAAAUAAUAUUGAAUUGAGUUAAUGUAUUUAUUGAUUCUCUUAAUUUUGAUAAGAGAGAUGGAAGUUAAUUGAAAGUUAUUUGUUGAUGUAAAAAUAGAAAUGUACCGAUUUUUAAGGCUGUCAUUAGAUUUGAGGUGUGGGGUCGCAGAAAUUCUGGCCAAAAAAAGAGGGUUCCUGUUUGAAAGGUUUGAGUACCACUGCUAUAGAGUGUAGCCAAAUGUGUUGUCAUGAUAGUCAAACUUGCAUGGCAGCACAAAAGUCUUUAAAAUCGACUAUAAUUGAAGGACUUUUAAAUUGACCUUCAACUCCUCUUGGGUUCCACUCACAAAGUCAUGUUUGAAUAAUGUGAGAUUUUCAGAUUGUCCUUUUCUCACAUUUUACUCCUGUUAAUCCUGGAUCAUGGAUAGCUACUGCUAUAAUUGUAUUUUUAUAGAAUUCGCUAUCCUUUCAACCCUCCUUUGUGCAAUUCCUUCCCUCAUGCAGAGACUCAUGGAAUAUGCAUGUUAAGGGAUGCCAAGUGCUAACCACUUCCAAUGGUUCAUUCAUGAUAUUGAUGUGGGUUUAAAGGGAUAGUUCUCCAAAAGCAUGUGUUAAUGAUUUUCUUCAUAGAUAGGAAUCAUGUGAUCUUUACACCGGCAAAUGACUUGGCUAAGAUCACACCAUGUCAAUAAAAUCCUCAUAACUGGUUUGUUUGUAAACAGACCCAUGAUGGAAUAAAGUUAUGGAAUUUGUAUUGAAACAAAACUUUGACAAGGACUGACAUUGAAAACUAGUGAUUUAAGGCACAGUACCUGUCACAGACAUGUUUUGUACCCACCAAUGUUUACUGCCAAAUAUAUUACUGUGCUAGUGGCUGACUUUGAUAAUAAAAUGUGCCAUGCAGCAACCAUACAUCUAGGGCCAUAUAACAAAAGAGAAGGGGCAGUAAAUGAAUACACUCUGUACUCUGACAGCAGCACAUGGAAUAAUAUCCUACUGUAUAUCCUUGCUCUCUCACUGAGGUCCACUGAGUCUUUGUAUGUACAGUAAUAGAUCUGGUGUGUAGUUUAGCCCUGUGUGGUGUGUAUGGUACCUGAUAUGCCUCUUGUAUUGCAAUGUGGGAUAAUUGGUUUAUAAUAUAAAUGGGAAUAAAUCAUUCCAUCUGUU
This is a messenger RNA of Oncorhynchus tshawytscha (Chinook salmon), 3579 nucleotides long. RefSeq names its product neuropeptide Y receptor type 1-like. Lineage: Eukaryota; Metazoa; Chordata; Actinopteri; Salmoniformes; Salmonidae. Gene Ontology annotation, biological process: G protein-coupled receptor signaling pathway. The record is from RefSeq and is a predicted model, not a curated record. Gene Ontology annotation, molecular function: neuropeptide binding; neuropeptide Y receptor activity. The transcript has 2 exons. Gene Ontology annotation, cellular component: neuron projection; plasma membrane. The coding region runs from base 770 to 1882 and encodes 370 amino acids.